AUGGGGAAGCCCAAAGCUCCAGCCGGUCACGGUUCCGGUCCCCGACUCCGUCCGUGUUCCAAAACUCUGGGAACGCGAAGAACCCCAGCGCGCUCGCUGGCUGGCCCGGCCGCGGGACACCGUCUAGGGCUUAACAGCUACCUACCUCAAGGAUCUUCUCCUACCCUUAAAACCCGAGUCAAUCCCGACCCUCCAUCCCGGCCUCCGCCACCCCACGCCGCAGCGGGCCGAUACAGCGCACGCCCGACACCGGCCCGAAACACACCCGAAACUGAACCGAAAGGUUCGGUCUCACCGCGUCACGAGGACGACCUCGCAGGGGAUUCCUCAGAGAUCUCCAGUUCCGACAGCACGCCCGCUCCUCCGCAGAAUCAGGGCCGGAGGGGAAUAAUAACCGCCGGAUCCCCGCGGACCAAGGCGAGGGCGGUCGCGGGCUCGGCUAGGUCAGGCGACUCCGAAGACCGGAGGCCAGCGUGCCGAGGGGAGAGGAGGAGGAGGAGAAGAAAAGCCCUAAGUGGCACGAGGACACACAAGGAUCAUCGUCGGUCGCGUCCCGCGAGCGGGACCGUAAGUUCGCGGCGCUUUCGUUCCUUGCUCUCGUUGCUUGCCGUCGCGUGUCCCGUCCCGUCCCGUCGAGGGUUGAGUCGCGGGCGGGCGGGCGGGAGGGCUGGCUGGCUGGCCGGUGCCGCGGGAGGCUGCUGCAGCAGCGCCUGGUUGAACGACUGGGCGCUGCGCUGCCGCUGCUCUCUUGCAUCGCAGGCCAAUCUCUGGGGCUUUGGCGCGCACGGCCCUUCUGCUGCUGCUUCUCUGCGUGGGAGAGAACGGCAGGAGGAAGAGGAGGAGGCUAGGGAAGGGGACGGGAACCCCGUUCGGUUCACUUCUUGCUGUCGCUCGUGUCUGCGCGACUUGGCUCGGCUCGAGGGAGGCCAAGAGUCCAAGCACGCAGGGAGGGAGGGAGGGAGAGAGGAGAGGAGAGAAUUGAGGUGUAGAGGAGAGGGGCGCGGGGAGAUAAGAGAGAGAGAAAGCGCUAUGGGUGCUGCUACGAGCGAGCAGCAGGUGGCGAAAGCGGCGGUUGCAUGA
Marchantia polymorpha subsp. ruderalis is the source of this 1080-nucleotide messenger RNA. The record is from the annotation of a GenBank genome assembly. NCBI's taxonomy places the organism in Eukaryota, Viridiplantae, Streptophyta, Marchantiopsida, Marchantiales, Marchantiaceae.